UUUUCUUUUUCCUGCCCCCGGGGGAGGCGUCGCCGCCUCGGAGGAGCGCUGACAUCAGCCUUAAAAAGCCAGAGCCGGGCGUGGGAGGCGAGAGUAAGGCGCGGCUUUGCUUAAUCCGGCAGCGCUCGCAGCCACAACUCCGCGGAGGAAGAUCACAUUUUUUGGAAAUCCAUCACCUACCCACCCACCUUAGCGUCAUGGCAAAUCGAGGCCCUGCUUACGGACUCAGUCGGGAGGUUCAGCAAAAAAUCGACCGACAGUAUGAUCCUGAUCUGGAACAGAUUCUCAUCCAAUGGAUCAAGGCCCAGUGUGGGCCAGACAUUGGGGAGCCUGAGCCGGGUAAAGAGAAUUUCCAAAAAUGGCUGAAAGAUGGCACGGUACUCUGCCUGCUGAUCAACAGCCUGUAUCCGAAGGGCAAGGGACCUGUGGCCAAGAUCCAGGCUUUCACCAUGGCCUUCAAACAAAUGGAAAUGAUUUCUCAGUUCUUACGCGCGGCCGAGAGUUACGGCAUCCUGGCGUCGGAUAUUUUCCAAACCGUGGAUUUAUGGGAAGGGAAGAACAUGGCUUGCGUUCAGAGGACUCUGAUGAACCUGGGAGGUUUAGCCGUCUCCAAAGAGGAUGGCUUCUUCGCGGGAGACCCCAACUGGUUCCCGAAGAAAUCCCAGGAGAAUCGCCGAGCUUUCUCGGAUGACAAACUCCGAGAGGGACAGAACGUCAUCGGGCUGCAGAUGGGGACGAAUCGAGGGGCUUCCCAGGCGGGCAUGACGGGUUACGGGAUGCCCCGUCAGAUCCUUUGAGCCCACCGUCCCAGCCUUCCCCUUCGCCUCCUCCAAUAUCUUCCUUUUUUUUUUUUUUUUCCUCCAGAGAACUUUCCGAGUUUCUUUUUCUCUACGAAACAAUCCUUUCGGAUUAGAACUCCCAUUUUUCCUCCUUUUGGCCAUUUUGUUUUUUUAAAUAUUAAAACAAAAACAAAAUCCCUCUAAGGGUUUCUUCGGUCGUAUCUCCCCGCUCCUGCUUUUCCCGUCUCGGCCGACAAUUAUAUUUUUUUCCCCCUGCCUCUCCAUCAUCUCACUUCUUUUCUCCAAGGAUGCUCAAAUCUUGAUAUAUGUUUUUUCCCCACCUCCCCUCUUCCAUCCACUCGGGACCAAUUCGUGUCGCAAGACAAGACGGUGUUAUGUUUUCCCCUCCACAUUCUUCCCCCAAUCUUCUUCUCCAAAUAUUUUGAAAAGAUCCUAGCCCUUCCCAACCUCCCCCAAAAAAAGGCCUUUUAAGGCAGCUAAUCCUUGGAAUCGAAACCCAGGUUUCGCACUUUUCUUCUCUGGACCAAAAUAAUCACAGAAUGUCUUAUCUAAAAGUUUCAGGGGGUUAUUUUGCUUCAUCCCAAAAAAAGACCAAUGAUGAGAUGCUAUAGAAUAGGUGGUAAACUGCGCCAUCUAUUUCUUAAUUUUGGGUUUGGAUUUUUGAUGGCCGUGCACUCACGCCCACCCCAAUCUGAAAGGACAGGAAAAAAUCAGGUGAUUCAAUCCCCCCAAAAAUAAUAAAUCACCCCUGGGGAAUAUGGGGUUCUUGGAAGGAAGACUUAUCUACGCUUCCUGGGGUCAGUUUUUUAGUUUGAGGAGGGGGCGAUGGUGUUAAGAGAGGACACGCCCCAUGCUCUACUCUGUUUCUCUUGCAAAAAUCCUUAAAUCAGUCAAGGCGGGGUUGGGGAGGAGACAAAGCCAGUCCAAGGUCAAUCCGAUUAGACAGUCCAGAAGAAAAAAUGGGGUAGCCACGGUGCUGCCUUUUCUAUAUUCACCCCUCCGCAGCUCGGCUCAGCCUUUUGGCCUUGGUAUUACGGAGCUUUUGUUAAGUCCCGCAGCUUUUUUACGGGAGGAGGGCAAAGCCAGAAGCGAUAACUACCCCGAACUUUGAAAGUAUGUGGUGUGGAAAGUAUUCUGCCUCGAGGCUUUUGAUAAGAAAUAAAGAUUGCUCCAUUCUUUGGUUGA
This is a messenger RNA of Pantherophis guttatus, 1985 nucleotides long. It is a transcript of the gene TAGLN2, whose product is annotated as transgelin 2. Gene Ontology annotation, cellular component: actin cytoskeleton. NCBI's taxonomy places the organism in Eukaryota, Metazoa, Chordata, Lepidosauria, Squamata, Colubridae. Gene Ontology annotation, molecular function: actin filament binding. Gene Ontology annotation, biological process: actin filament organization. The record is from RefSeq and is a predicted model, not a curated record.